Leishmania mexicana MHOM/GT/2001/U1103 is the source of this 705-nucleotide messenger RNA. RefSeq lists its product as hypothetical. Gene Ontology annotation, molecular function: nucleoside triphosphate diphosphatase activity. The record is from RefSeq and is a predicted model, not a curated record. Gene Ontology annotation, cellular component: cytoplasm. The transcript has a single exon. The coding region runs from base 1 to 705 and encodes 234 amino acids. NCBI's taxonomy places the organism in Eukaryota, Euglenozoa, Kinetoplastea, Trypanosomatida, Trypanosomatidae. Gene Ontology annotation, biological process: nucleoside triphosphate catabolic process.
AUGGCUACCUAUGGAAAAGUGUAUCUUGUCUCGGGCAACAAAGGGAAGUUGGUUGAGGUGCAGUCCUACCUUGCUCAAGCGAAUAUCGUCGUAGAGGCGGUGAAGUUCGACCUGCCGGAGACGCAGAACUCGUCGGCGGAGAAGAUUAGCUGGGAUAAGGCGGUGGAGGCAUACCGCGUCGUAAACAAGAUGCCGGUGGGCGAGCCGCUGCGCCACGGCGGCACACCAGUGCUUGUAGACGACACCUCGCUCGAAUUCGACGCUCUAUGUGGGUUGCCCGGUCCCUACAUCAAAUGGUUCCUUGAUCGGUUGGGAGUGGAAGGCCUCUUGAAGACGGUCAAGGGCUUCGCAGCACCCGGUGAGGAGAACUCGGUUGCAGCGGCACCCGCCCACCGUGGCGCCAACGCCGUGUGCAUCAUCUCCCUCUGUCACGGUAUUGAGGAGGCCACCGGCAAACCACUCGUGGAGCAGUUCCGCGGCGUGUGCCGCGGUGCGCUGCCUCCCGUCCCUCGAGGCGGUGUGGGUUUUGGCUGGGACUCGAUCUUUGCGCCCGAGGCACAGACACCGGCGUACGCAAAGACCUUUGCGGAGAUGUCCGUUGAGGAGAAGAACACACUGUCUCACCGCGCAAAGGCGCUCGAGAUGCUCACAGAAUACCUCAAGAUCCACGCGCCGGGGAUCCGAGGGACGGAGCUGGUAGCAUGA